Poecilia latipinna (sailfin molly) is the source of this 537-nucleotide messenger RNA. Its product is annotated as U4/U6 small nuclear ribonucleoprotein Prp4-like. Gene Ontology annotation, cellular component: U4/U6 x U5 tri-snRNP complex. The transcript is spliced from 4 exons. The annotation marks the transcript as partial. Lineage: Eukaryota; Metazoa; Chordata; Actinopteri; Cyprinodontiformes; Poeciliidae. The record is from RefSeq and is a predicted model, not a curated record. Gene Ontology annotation, molecular function: U6 snRNA binding; protein binding; U4 snRNA binding. Gene Ontology annotation, biological process: mRNA splicing, via spliceosome.
AUAAGUCUGAUUGUUGAUCAGGUUCUCUGUCAGCCAUUAGUUCUGCCUGUUUCUCGUCCAAUCAGAGGGCUCGAUGCCUUUGGCAGGGUGUGGGACCUGAGGACGGGGCGCUGCGUGGUUUUCCUGGAGGGACACCUGAAGGAGAUCUACAGCGUUCACUUCAGUCCUAACGGCCAUCACCUGGCCACAGGAAGUGGUGACAACACCUGUAAGGUGUGGGAGCUCCGCAACAGGAAGUGCCUGUAUACAGUCCCCGCCCACCAGAACCUGCUGUCUGCCGUCCGAUUCCAACCCACUGACGGUCACUUCCUGUUGACCGGAGCUUACGACAACACGGCGAAGAUUUGGAGCCACCCGGGCUGGAUGCCGCUGAAGACGCUAGCCGGACACGAGGGGAAGGUGAUGGGCGUGGACGUGUCACCUGACGGCAAGCUCAUCGCCACGUGCUCCUACGACCGAACCUUCAAACUCUGGCUGUCAGAGUGACGCCAUCUGUGACGUUUUUUGGUUUUUCUAAUAAAGAUUUUGAAUCCUGAU